AACGCUUCUUUAAACAGCAGCUACAGGUUGUCAGCCACCUCGGUAGCUUGCUAUACAAAACAGCCGAACCAAUAAAGCUCUUUAGACGCUUUAGUGUAUAUUAGCCACGGUGUUUUAAACCCACUUCUGUCCUAGUUAGUUAUCCGAUUUAAUUUCAUAUUUACGGUGUUGUAGUUAUUAGUCAGCUAGCAGGCUGGUUAAGUUAGCAUUAGCCUAGCUAGCUAACAUCCCCGACCAUGCGGUCACUAAGCUACUCUCCUAAAGAAGAGGUGGGUAUCACAGUAAAACAAGAAGUAGAGGGUGAGGCCGUUACUGUGAAAGAAGAGGAAGAAACGUUCAGAGUGAAAGAGGAGGAUGUUACAGUAAAAAAAGAGGAUGAAGCAUUUUGUGGAUUGAAAGAGGAGAAGGGGGAGAUGACUGUCACAUCCACAAAGGCAGAGCAAGAAGAGAUGAAACCUGGAUAUCUGGGCCCGGUUUCCCAAACGCAUCUUAAGGUGUCCGAUGGUUCUAACGGUGAAUUUAGCCAAAAGAUGGUAUUGAGAAACCGUUCCAUAAUUAACACUAGAGAGAGACGGGACUAUCGUGGAUCCUCUGGGGAGCCUCAACAACCUCAUGAUGCUGACGAGGCAGAGAAAAGUAUCUCCAGAUCAGAACACCUCAAGAAACACCCGCAGAGACCCUCAUGGAAGAGAACUCACUGCUGCUCUGACUGUGGGAAACGUUUCAAAUUUUCAUAUGAACUUAAAAUACACCAGAGAACACACACAGGAGAGAAACCGUAUAGCUGUACUCAAUGUGGGAAUAGUUUUUCUCAGUCAACCACCCUGAUAGCACACCAGAGAACACACACAGGAGAGAAACCUUAUAGCUGUGCUCAAUGUGGGAAGAGUUUUACGACAUCUAGCAACUGGUAUAGACACCAGAGAACACACACCGGAGAGAAAUCUUAUAGCUGUACUGAAUGUGGGAAGAGUUUUACGACAUCUAGCAACUGGUAUAGACACCAGAGAACACACACCGGAGAGAAAUCUUAUAGCUGUAUUCAAUGUGGGAAGAGUUUUGCUACAUCUUGCAAGCUGACUAUACACCAGAGAACACACACAGGGGAGAAAUCGUGUAGCUGUACUCAAUGUGGGAAGAAGUUUUCUCAGUCAACCAGCCUGAUAUCACACCAGAGAACACACACAGGAGAAAAAUCUUAUAGCUGUGCUCAAUGUGGGAAGCGUUUUGUUACAUCUAGCAGUCUGACUAAACACCAGAGAACACACACAGGAGAGAAAUCUUAUAGCUGUACUGAAUGUGGGAAGAGUUUUACUCAGUCAACCAGCCUUAUAUCACACCAGAGAAAACACACACAGGAGAGAAAUCUCAUAGCAUUGCUCAAUGUGGGAAGAGUUUUGUUACGUCUAGCAAGCGGACUACACAACAUAUAACACACACAUAAGAGAAUUCUCAGCUCUGAUCAGUGUUUGUCCUUGAUAAAAUACCUCUGAUCAAACAUCAGAAAAUACAUGACGGGGUUGGUUCAUGAUAUCAAUGAAUUAAUGUCACAAUGUAGAAUGUUUCAACAUUGUAGUAGGAGUAUUUUAGUCAUGUCACGAUGUCGAACCCUAAACGUUUGCCCCUUUUCUAUUGAUUUGAACUUGAUAGGGAUGUUAGCUUCACGGAAAAUUCAGGCUCUGAAUUGAAAGAGUACUAUUUAUGUGAUUUAAUAAAAAUUGACGAGUUGUGUUACACUUACCACGUUGGUGACCCACUUGAGUAAAAAAUGUGACACUUCAAAAUGUAGCUAGCCGUUUUCUACAAAUUGUCCUCUAACCAGGGAUGUACACAUUACUCCCAGAUUCUGUGUGGUUUUUGAGCUGUUAGUUUUAACAGGACGUGCAACCUCAUCUCCCUCCUGUCGCACACUUGAUUUCAACAUGAUAUCGAGGAGUUAUGACAAAUAAGUGUUGUGUUCCUUUUUUUAGUGACCCCUACAUUUAAAUACAUCACUCCAAAAUGUAGCUGACUGUCUUCUGCAGGUUGUCCUAUAAUCAGUGAGGUAAAAGAUAUCUCCCAUUUCCAUGUGUUUUUUUUAGUUGUGUUAGUUUCAACAGCACGAGCAACCUGAUUUCCCCCCUAAUUGAUAUCAGUGAUUUAUUGCUACUUGUCAAAACAACAGCGUUUCUGGUGCUUGUGCAGUUUAUAAGGAGUUUGUUUAAAAAAAUACAAGUAAUAUAAUUAUUGUGGCAGAUGUUUGUGUAUAUAGCCCAUUUUAUGUUUAGGUUUUCAAUUUAUCACAAACUGUUUCUGCAUAUUGGUUAUUGAUUUAGACAAGUUAACUGUGUUUUGACAUUGGGGCUAUCCCACUUAGCAAAAUGUAAUUGAAAAGACGUUGAAAAUAAGACUAUGCAACCAAAUAUUUCAUAUUCACAAUUCAUGUAACAUUUAGUAAUCAUAAUUAUUUAUGUAACCAACUGACAUUUUUUGGGGCUACAAUUCUAUUG
Messenger RNA from Oncorhynchus masou masou (cherry salmon), 2489 nucleotides. RefSeq names its product zinc finger protein 572-like. Gene Ontology annotation, biological process: regulation of transcription by RNA polymerase II. The transcript is spliced from 2 exons. The coding region runs from base 237 to 1433 and encodes 398 amino acids. Lineage: Eukaryota; Metazoa; Chordata; Actinopteri; Salmoniformes; Salmonidae. Gene Ontology annotation, molecular function: RNA polymerase II cis-regulatory region sequence-specific DNA binding; DNA-binding transcription factor activity, RNA polymerase II-specific. The record is from RefSeq and is a predicted model, not a curated record.